GGGGCAGGACCGGGGCAGGGCGGGCUCACCAUGGCGGAGGAGGCGGAGUUCUGCUUCUCGGCGCUCUAUAUAAGCAGCCAGUGGCCGCGGCUGCGCCGUGAAACUGACCUUCAGUGUGUCGGCUUCAGCGACAUGGCGCCCUCCAGGAAGUUUUUCGUCGGGGGAAACUGGAAGAUGAAUGGGAGGAAGACGACCCUGGCGGAACUCAUCACCACCCUGAACGCCGCCAAGGUGCCGGCCGACACCGAGGUGGUUUGUGCACCCCCCACCGCCUACAUUGACUUCGCCAGGCAGAAGCUGGAUCCCAAGAUUGCUGUGGCUGCCCAGAACUGCUACAAAGUGCCUAACGGGGCUUUUACUGGAGAGAUCAGCCCUUGUAUGAUCAAAGACUGUGGAGCCACGUGGGUAGUCCUGGGGCACUCGGAGAGAAGGCACGUCUUUGGGGAGUCGGAUGAGCUGAUUGGGCAGAAAGUGGCCCAUGCCCUGGCCGAGGGACUUGGAGUGAUCGCCUGCAUUGGGGAGAAGCUAGAUGAGAGGGAAGCUGGUAUCACUGAGAAGGUCGUUUUUGAACAAACCAAGGCCAUCGCAGAUAACGUGAAGGACUGGAACAAGGUUGUUCUGGCCUAUGAGCCUGUGUGGGCCAUUGGUACAGGGAAGACUGCAACACCCCAACAGGCCCAGGAAGUACACGAAAAGCUCCGGGGAUGGCUUAAGUCCAAUGUCUCUGAUGCAGUGGCUCAGUGCACCCGCAUCAUUUAUGGAGGUUCUGUGACUGGGGCCAACUGCAAGGAGCUGGCGUGCCAGCCCGACGUGGAUGGCUUCCUCGUGGGGGGCGCGUCCCUCAAGCCUGAAUUCGUGGACAUCAUCUGUGCCAAACAAUAGGCCCCAGAUCCACCCCCCUGGAUAAGCCCCAAAUCCAUCUGUGCCACACCAUAGGCCCCAGAUCCACCCCCUGCCUUCCUGCUCUGCCAAGGACUGUGACGCUCAGAAGCCCAAUGACUGCCCCUCCCUCGCCCCACCCCCACACAUACUUCUGAUGGUACCACCUGCCCCUUCUUGUGGCCUCGUCCAAACUGUAGCUCUCCUUUACCAUGUACACCUGUAAAGCUUGGGACUAUCCCUCCUCUACUUACUAUAAUAAUUGGAACAAAACGUGUCACCAAGAUGGCUUCUCCUUGGCGAGAGGUAGAAGGGUGGGGUUUGCUCGUGAGCCCCCUCAGUCCGCACUGAAGGCAGGAAAGAGAAGCCAUCCUCCUCUCCCAUCUCGUACAUGAGGCCCGGGGCUGGGAAAGAGCCCUGUCCUCCCCGGAGGCUACGGGUGCCGUUUUCCUCCCCGGUGCCAUCGCCUGUGUAUUGUGUAUGUGAGCAGUCCCACUUGGGGGUGGGAAUAAACAUCUGGCAUUAA
Messenger RNA from Eptesicus fuscus (big brown bat), 1405 nucleotides. It is a transcript of the gene TPI1, whose product is annotated as triosephosphate isomerase 1. Gene Ontology annotation, molecular function: triose-phosphate isomerase activity. The transcript is spliced from 7 exons. Gene Ontology annotation, cellular component: cytosol. Lineage: Eukaryota; Metazoa; Chordata; Mammalia; Chiroptera; Vespertilionidae. The coding region runs from base 31 to 882 and encodes 283 amino acids. Gene Ontology annotation, biological process: gluconeogenesis; glycolytic process; glycerol catabolic process. The record is from RefSeq and is a predicted model, not a curated record.